This is a messenger RNA of Solanum tuberosum (potato), 2019 nucleotides long. RefSeq names its product diphthamide biosynthesis protein 1. Lineage: Eukaryota; Viridiplantae; Streptophyta; Magnoliopsida; Solanales; Solanaceae. The transcript is spliced from 2 exons. The coding region runs from base 116 to 1561 and encodes 481 amino acids. Gene Ontology annotation, molecular function: 2-(3-amino-3-carboxypropyl)histidine synthase activity. Gene Ontology annotation, biological process: protein histidyl modification to diphthamide. The record is from RefSeq and is a predicted model, not a curated record.
AAAACAAAUGGAAAGAGGUGUUUGGAUACUAGAGAUCCCUAAUUAGCCUUUAAUCACAGUAUUUAUACAAAAUUCAGUCUCUCUCCAUUACAUCGACACCGCCAGUUAACAAACUAUGGAGAAAGAACACGGCGACCUUCUCCCACUGAACCCUACUCCGGCGGCGGCGACGACGACCGCAGUUGACGCCGGAGAUCAGCAGCCACUGCAGCAGUCAACUCGGUCACGUCCGAAGCGGUUCGUGAAGAACCAAAUGCCAGACUCCAUCCUAAACGAUGCAGCACUCAACGCCGCCAUAUCACUUCUACCUCAAAACUACAACUUUGAAAUCCACAAGUGCGUAUGGCGAGUACGGACUUCAGGUGCCAAGCGCGUGGCCCUGCAGUUCCCUGAGGGUCUCCUCAUGUACUCACUCAUCAUAUCCGAUAUACUCUCCACAUUCACUUCCGCCACUCACUGUUUCAUCCUCGGCGAUGUGACUUUCGGCGCGUGUUGCGUCGACGAUCUCUCGGCAGGAGCUCUUUCCGCUGAUCUCCUCAUUCAUUUCGGCCAUAGCUGCCUCGUGCCUAUUGAUUCCACCACUAUCCCAUGCCUUUAUAUAUUCGUCGAAAUCUCGAUCGAUGUUCACAGGUUGUUGAAUGAACUCAAACUCAAUUUUUAUAAUUCUGAUACGUAUGACAAUAUCAUUAUGGCUGGAACAAUUCAAUUUGCUUCUGCAAUUCGGGCGGUUAAGCCCGAACUUGAAAAAAUGGGGUUUAGUAUUUUGAUUCCUCAAGCUAAACCGUUAUCGGCUGGGGAGGUACUCGGCUGUACUGCCCCGAGUGUUAAGAACAGGUUUUCUGAUGGGGAGAAUGUGGUUUUGGUAUUUGUGGCUGACGGUAGGUUUCAUUUGGAGGCGUUUAUGAUAGCGAAUCCGGGGAUAAAGACUUAUAGAUAUGAUCCAUUUAUAGGGAAGUUGUUUGUGGAGGAGUAUGAUCAUAAGGGAAUGAAGGAGGAGAGGAAGAGAGCAAUUGAGAAAGCGAGGGGGGUGAAGAAUUGGGGGAUAGUGCUUGGGACAUUAGGUAGGCAAGGGAAUCCAAGGAUAUUGGAUAGGUUAGAGAAGAAGAUGUCGGAAAAGGGGAUGACUUGGACAGUUGUGUUGAUGUCGGAGAUAUCUCCUACGCGGAUUGCAUUGUUUGAGGAUGCAGUGGAUGCUUGGAUUCAGAUUGCUUGUCCGAGGUUGUCAAUUGAUUGGGGAGAUGCGUUUAAAAAGCCUUUGCUAACGCCAUUUGAGGCGGAGAUUGCAUUGGGUGAUUUGUCUGGGUGGUGGGAGAGGAAGACAUCAGUGAAUUCAGAUAUAUGUUGUGAUGAAGAUAUGAAAUGUUCAAAGAAUGAAUCUUGUGGUGCUUGUGAUAAUGAUGGUGAGAAAGUGAAGGAAGAGUCGCAAGUGGAUUAUCCGAUGGAUUAUUAUGCUCAGGAUGGUGGGGAGUGGAAUUCUUGCUACUCUAAGAAGCCUGCUAGACUUUCACACAGAAAUAGUCAAUCUUGUAAUGGUGCCAGUGCCAUCAAAUCUAAUAGCUGAGCUAACUUGUUCCAGCUGGACAUAUUGCUGCCAUCGUAAAUGGAGUUUACACUUCUAAAGUGCAAGCCCAGCUGUCCAAAUUUAUUCAUCAGUUCCAGUAGAAACGGUAUUUUUUUUUUUGAAGAACAGUCUGCCACUUUGUUAAGAUAUUUAAUAGGUAAAAUACAGUGGGCUUUCAGGGGAGGCUUAGAUCAAGUGAAUCAUUAUGGUGACAGUAAUCCGUCUUCGUGAUAGACUCGUCCUAGAAUGUGAGGGAUCCAGUUGCAUUUCAUAUAUGCAUCUUCUUUUUCUGUCUUUUCUUUCUACAUUCCUAUUGUUGUAGCUUCCUUGCAUCACAUAGGUUAAGAGAUGUGAGAUAUAGAAUGUCUGCUGAGUGAUGGUAUAUUAUGUCUCUACAAAGGUUGAUUGCAUAAAAAACUGGGCUUCUCUAUUUCUUAUCAUUCAUGUUAUAUGCUUGU